This is a messenger RNA of Bemisia tabaci, 1794 nucleotides long. RefSeq names its product biogenesis of lysosome-related organelles complex 1 subunit 1 (gene Blos1). Gene Ontology annotation, biological process: endosomal transport. NCBI's taxonomy places the organism in Eukaryota, Metazoa, Arthropoda, Insecta, Hemiptera, Aleyrodidae. Gene Ontology annotation, cellular component: BLOC-1 complex. The record is from RefSeq and is a predicted model, not a curated record.
UAUCAUUUGUUUACAAAUUGUUUCUGACUAUGAAAUCUGUACAUACUUUUUAAAGAGGUUUGCGUCAGAUUUGAUUAUAGUUUCGAGCCUUUUAGUUACAGCUAGCUUCUAUCAUAUUCUUGAAUUUAUUACUUGAUCCAAAAGGUUAACUCUAUCACUCUACUAUUGUCAUCCUAAUGUCAGUCAUCCUCACCAGUGGAUCUGUAUCACGGAUUAUCGCCCAGUGCUUCGCAUAUUCAUAGACCUGGAAUUGGUUUGACCCUAAACUGAUCGUCCAUCUUCUAUUGAAACUUUUCUAAAUUGUUAAACGCUGAUCUUUGAAUAAUCUAUACCAAAAGGAACUAUGUUAUCCAGUCUUUUAAAGGAGCAUCAAGCAAAACAAGCGGUUCGGAAAUCAAAUCAAGAAGCCAAGCGGAAAGAAGCAAUUGAGUCUGCCAACAAUCUUACUCAAGCCCUUGUAGAUCAUCUGAAUGUGGGUGUUGCACAAGCAUAUUUGAAUCAAAAGCGACUGGAUGCAGAAGCAAAGUUACUCCAUCAAAGUGCCCUUACUUUUGCUAAGCAGACUCAACAAUGGCUCUCCCUUGUUGAUAAUUUUAAUGGAGCUCUCAAAGAAAUAGGAGAUGUCGAAAACUGGGCAAAGAGUAUGGAAAAUGACCUGAAAACCAUUUCCAGUGCGCUUGAAUAUGCUUAUAAAGAAUAUCAAUGAAUGUUCUGGUUCAUCAAACCAUCAAAAAUGUUUUCUCAGCCAUGAAAUGUACCAGAUGCCUCUUCUAGAUCCACCAUCAUAUCAUAAUUAUUAUUCUAGGUAUCAUGAACUUCGGUUCAGACCAUGAUCCCCUUUACUUAGUGUUCUUUUUCAUGUGCGUCGCAUACCUCUCAAGAGUAAAGUAACUUGUAGAGUGAAAGAUUGUGAGUCAUGCCUGUUUUCUUUCUUUAUCUUUAACAAUCCUUGUAUGAUAGGUUUUUAAUCAAUUUAGAAUUUUCUGGAGUCUUAUGCCAUUCACGAAUCACAGCUAACAUUAUGUAAUUGAAUACAAAACACAGAAAUGUCCACCGGCUACAGGAGUUUAGUGCCGGAGAGUUUUCCUAAGAGAGUGAUCUUUUUCAAGCUAAGUUGAACCAACAAAAGAAUUUAACUGAGACCAAUCUCCUCUACUCCAAAAAAUAAGCUACGUGGAGUAUAGUCAAUUUUUGUCCAAGUAGAAAAAAAAGUUACAUCAUAAUUCAACAAAUCUGGGCCCCUAAUAUUGUAGAUUUAAAUUAUCAACAGCCUCCUCUCAAAACCAUGUCUUUUAAAUCGUAAACUUCAUUUCAGUUAGGUUUGAAAUUUUUUAGUGCCAAACUGUUUGCAAAGCACUCCUUUAAAUAUUGGCGUCAAGAUCUGAACUUAGAUUUUUUUGGGGGAUGACCCAUUCCCAGGAUAUUUUCUCAAAUUUUUUAAAAAAAAUGGCUCUUUAAAAGGCAGGCCGAUUUAAAACGUGGGAAGGCCAGGAAUUCUCUGCAUCCCUGGUUGGCUUGUUUAAAUAUCUCUGAUUUUUCGAUCUCCAAAAAAUUUCACUCUCAAUUUUUUAGGAGGUCUGGAAAUUUUACAGAUAAGACAGUAAUUUACUCUGACAAUAUGUUUUAAAACACGACUGUCAUGUGGUGAAAAUCCUGAACAGUAGAUCUGGCACCAAGAUCAGUAGUUUGAGCAUUGGAUUUAAUUGUUCACGUCUUAUGUAUUUUGUUCCUAGUUUUUAGUUUGUUUAAACAAGUGUUAAUUCUUUUUAAAAUAUAUUUUUUACUUUUCGUUCA